CCAGGGGCAGGCAGCGUACACACACACACACACUACUUGUACAGUACAUUGAUGGAGACGCGAAUGUGUGCCAGUCCGGCAGAGCCCCUGUGAGGAAGCGACGCUGCGCCGAACAAACCGAACCGACGCUGCGUAAUUCCCACCGCGGGACCAUGGCGAGGCUGUCCGCGGCGUGUGUUCUGUAGAGCAGCCUGGACUGGACUGGAGGACGCUGAAUUCCCGAACUGAAGGAAUGUGCCGUUUCGUUGACACGGUCUAGCAAAGUAACAUUAGGAGGGCAGCUCACAUGCACGAAUGCUCCGCCGUGAAGUUUACGCACUGAAUUCGCGUUCUCCUCGCCGUUAUGAAGGUUUUGACUUGAAUGAAUGACGCCACCGCCGCAGCUUCACAGGCUCCGUAGGCAGAUGUAGGCUAUUUCAAGGCUCCGGACGAACUGUGAAUGUACAAUUAUUGAAGCAUCUUCAAAAGGAGGGUUUGUCCAGAUAGAGCAUUUGGAAACAUAUGUUUUUUUUGUCUUUCUUUUUUUGUUGGACUGGACUGUGGAUGUGAGUCUACCGCCCAUCACUUGAAACCCAGAAGACGGCAACCGCGCUGGACGCUGGGAGGGAGCAGCAUAACCGGGAGAUCCAGUUUAAAUGGGGAGAAACAUGUGAAGACCCUUGUGAAGAUUUGACCUGCAAGUUAGCCUUAGACAACAAAAAGGCCGAGGUCUCCUCCCGUCUUCCUGUCGUCCAUCCUCUCUGCUUCCUCGGCCGUUCCCUUGCAGGCCCGUUAAACAUGGCGGGCUGGCGGGCUGUGCGCAGGCCUUCACCUGACCCUAAAGAAGUAGCUAUAUCUGCUCUGCUGGGCUUUUGGCUAUUGGUAAUCCCUGCGUUGUGCAGUGGGCAGACAUUCAGUAGUUUCCACCCUGAACGUCGGGACUGGGUCUUUAACCACCUGACGGUUCACCAAACCACAGGGGCUUUGUAUAUUGGAGCAGUCAACCGUGUGUACAAGCUCUCAGGCAACCUGACCCUCCUGGUUUCCCAUGAUACAGGCCCAGAAGAUGACAACAAGGCCUGCUAUCCCCCUCUGAUUGUCCAACCCUGUACUGAGCCUCUUGUCUCUACCAACAAUGUCAACAAGCUUCUCCUCAUUGAUUACUCCCAGAAUCGGUUGCUGGCCUGUGGCAGCCUCUACCAAGGCGUUUGCAAACUCCUCAGAUUGGAUGACCUUUUUAUCUUAGUGGAGCCCUCCCACAAGAAAGAGCACUACCUCUCCAGUGUGAACCAGACUGGUACCAUGUAUGGGGUCAUUGUGCCUUCACAGGGCCAGGAUGGCACCCUGUUUAUCGGCACAGCAGUGGAUGGAAAACAGGACUACUUUCCUACCAUCUCCAGUCGAAAGCUGCCCCGUGACCCAGAAUCUUCUGCCAUGCUUGACUACGAAUUGCACACUGACUUUGUGUCCUCCCUCAUCAAGAUCCCAUCAGACACACUGGCACUGGUCUCCCACUUUGACAUCUACUAUGUUUACGGCUUCGCCAGCGGCAGCUUUGUUUACUUCCUGACUGUGCAGCCCGAGACGCCAGAGAACAGCAUGUCGUCGAGCGGGUCCGCCAGUGACCUCUUCUACACGUCUCGCAUCGUCCGCCUCUGCAAAGAUGAUCGCAAGUUUCACUCCUAUGUCUCGCUGCCCAUCGGCUGUGUAAAGAACGGCGUCGAGUAUCGGCUGCUGCAGGCCGCCUACCUAGGAAAGCCGGGUCGCUUUCUCGCUGCCUCGCUCAAUAUUAGUGCCCAAGAUGACGUGCUCUUCACCAUCUUCUCCAAGGGCCAGAAGCAGUUCCAUCGUCCGCCGGAUGACUCGGCGCUCUGCGUCUUCACCAUCCGAGACAUCAAUGCACGAAUCAAAGAGCGCCUGCAGUCCUGCUACCAGGGAGAAGGAAACCUUGAGCUCAACUGGCUGCUGGGGAAGGAUGUGCAGUGCACCAAAGCACCGGUACCCAUUGACGACUCUUUCUGUGGUCUGGACAUCAACCAGCCACUCGGUGGUUCUCAGCUGGUGACCGGUCACACACUCUACACCGAGACACGCGACCGCAUGACUUCUGUCACCUCCUAUGUCUACAAUGGCUACUGUGUAGCCUUUGUGGGCACCAAGAGCGGACGCCUAAAGAAGAUUCGCGUCGACGGGCCUCCUCACGGCGGUGUCCAGUACGAGAUGAUAUCGGUCAUCAAGGACGGCAGCCCUGUCCUGCGAGAUAUGGCCUUCUCUCUGGACCGCAACUACCUCUACGUCAUGUCGGAGAGACAGGUAACCCAAGUCCCGAUCGAGUCAUGCGAGCAGUACGGGACCUGUGGAGAGUGUUUGAGCUCCGGGGACCCACACUGCGGCUGGUGUGUCUUGCAUAAUAUCUGCUCUCAGAAGAACCGGUGUGAGCGGGCAGAUGAGCCGUACCGCUUCGCUGCCUCUCUCAACCAGUGUGUGAAGGCCAGUGUGUACCCGGACAGCAUUGCGGUGUCAGAGCCCAGCGUACCUCUGCUGGUGAAGGUGAGCCACGUUCCGGACCUUUCUGCGGGCAUCACCUGCUCCUUUGGCAACCUGACGGAGGUAGAGGGGCAGGUCAAUGGCAACCAGAUACUCUGUGUGUCUCCUGCUGCCAAGGACGUCCCCCUCAUCCCCACCGACCAAGAUUGGUCAGGCGUCGAGCUGAGGCUUAACUCUAAGGAGACUGGUCAGAUGCUUAUCAGCACAGAGGUCAAAUUCUACAACUGCAGCGUCCACCAACUGUGUCUGUCAUGCGUGAACAGUGCCUUCCGCUGCCACUGGUGCAAGUACCGCAACUUGUGUACCCAUGACCCCUCCAGCUGUUCCUUCCAGGAGGGACGAGUCAACGCCUCAGAGGACUGUCCACAGCUGGUGCGCUCUGAGGAGAUCCUGAUCCCAGCGGGGGAGGUGAAGCCUAUCACCCUGAAGGCCAGGAACCUGCCCCAGCCCCAGUCUGGCCAGCGAGGCUACGAGUGCGUCCUCCACAUCCAGGGUGUCAGCCACAGAGUCACCGCCCUCCGCUUCAACAGCUCCAGCGUGCAGUGCCAGAACAGCUCGUAUCUGUACGAGGGAAUGAAAAUCAGUGAGCUGCCUGUGGAUUUCUCGGUGGUGUGGAACGGCAACUUCAUUAUCGAUAACCCGGAGAAUAUCCAAGUGCACCUGUACAAGUGUGCAGCCCAGCGGGACAGCUGUGGCACAUGUCUGAAGGCAGAGAGGAAGUUUCAGUGCGGCUGGUGCAGUGGAGAGGGGAGGUGUACCCUGCUGCACCACUGCCCUCCCAUCAAUCCUUACACCACCCGCUGGCUAAACCUGUCCAGUAAGAAUGUCAAGUGCACCAACCCACGCAUCACUGAGGUGACGCCAGUAGCUGGACCUCCAGAGGGAGGCACACGGGUGACCAUCCAUGGCAUGAACCUCGGUCUGGCCUUCUCGGACAUGGUCGAAAACGUGGAGGUGGCAGGGGUGAGGUGUAACCCUGUAGAGGAAGGCUACAUCAUCGCUGAACAGAUUGUAUGUGAGAUGGAUGCAGCUCCUGCCGACAGUAGACCGGGUCCAGUCCAGCUGUGCGUUGCAGAGUGCAGACCAGAGCUCAGGGCUCGCUCCUCGCAACUCUACUCCUUUGUGACUCCCACAGUCACAGGUCUGUCCCCGAGCAGAGGUCCAGAGUCUGGGGGCACCAAAGUAACCAUAAUGGGAGAAAACCUUGGCGCCGGCAGCAGUGUCAACGUUCAGUUUGGAAACCAGACAUGCGAGUACUUUGGACGGACCAUGACGGAGAUAGUGUGCUACUCUGCCCCUUCCCUGUCCGGGGUCGGCCAAGUGCAGAUCAGUGUGAGCGUGGACCGCGCUCAAAUCAGGGAGAGCCUCACCUUUGACUACAUAGAAGACCCCACUGUCCAGCGCAUUGAACCAGACUGGAGCAUUGCAAGUGGCCACACCCCCCUGAUGGUGACGGGGACCAAUCUGGACGUGGUUCAGGAGCCCAGGAUCCGAGUCAAAUACGCCGGCCGAGAGUCCGUCAAUGUGUGCAAAGUAAUAAACACCACCUGUAUGAGUUGCUUCGCCCCCUCCUUGAUGGCAGAGUACAAUCCAGGUUUGGACACAGUAAAGCACGCCGAUGAGUUUGGGUUCAUCUUUAACAACGUCCAGGCGCUGCUGGUCUACAACAACACCAACCUCCUCUACUACCCAAACCCUUACUUUGAGCCCCUCAGCGCCAACGGUGUGCUGGAGCAAAAACCUGGCUCACCCAUCAUCCUCAAGGGCAGGAACCUGGUUCCCCCAGCAUCAGGAGGGGUGAAGCUUAACUACACUGUGCUGAUUGGUGAGACUCCCUGCUCUGUCACUGUGUCUGAGAACCAGCUGCUGUGCGAGCCUCCCAACCUCACCGGACAAUACAAAGUGAUGGUUCAGGUAGGUGGUCUCCACGUCUCUCCUGGUGCGGUCCACAUCAUGUCUGACAGCCUGCUGACCCUUCCGGCCAUCGUCAGCAUCGCCGCCGGCGGGGGCCUCCUCCUCAUCAUCGUCAUCCUCGUCCUCAUCGCAUACAAGCGAAAGUCACGCGAAAAUGACCUCACUCUGAAGCGCUUGCAGAUGCAAAUGGACAACCUGGAGUCACGAGUUGCUCUAGAGUGCAAAGAAGCUUUUGCCGAGCUGCAAACAGACAUCAAUGAGCUAACCAGUGACCUGGACAGAGCUGGUAUCCCCCAUCUGGACUACAGGACAUACGCCAUGAGGGUCCUCUUCCCCGGCAUAGAGGAUCAUCCUGUCCUCAGAGAACUGGAGGUGUCGGGGAACGGCCAGCAGAAUGUGGAGAAGGCCCUGAAGCUGUUUGGUCAGCUCAUCAACAACAAGGUGUUCCUGCUCACCUUCAUCCGAACACUGGAAAUGCAGCGCUCGUUCUCCAUGAGGGACCGAGGCAACGUGGCCUCACUUAUCAUGACGGCCCUGCAGGGGCGGCUGGAGUACGCCACCGACGUCCUCAAACACCUUCUCUCGGACCUCAUUGACCGCAACCUGGAGAGCAAGAACCACCCCAAACUGCUGCUGCGCAGAACGGAGUCGGUUGCGGAGAAGAUGCUUACAAACUGGUUCGCCUUCCUCCUUCACAAAUUUCUCAAGGAGUGUGCCGGGGAGCCUCUGUUCAUGCUGUACUGCGCCAUCAAGCAGCAGAUGGAAAAGGGGCCCAUCGAUGCUAUCACUGGAGAGGCCCGUUACUCCCUUAGUGAAGACAAGCUCAUCCGCCAGCAGAUCGAGUACAAAACCUUGAUCUUAAACUGUGUGAACCCGGACAAUGAGAACAGUCCAGAGAUUCCAGUAAAGGUGCUCAACUGUGACACCAUCACCCAAGUGAAGGAGAAGAUACUGGACGCUGUUUACAAGAACAUGCCCUAUUCUCAGCGGCCACGUGCUGUCGACAUGGACCUCGAGUGGCGCCAGGGGCGAAUGGCUCGUGUGGUGUUGCAGGACGAAGACAUCACCACCAAGAUAGAAAAUGACUGGAAGAGACUCAACACUCUCAUGCACUAUCAGGUGUCAGACCGCUGCGUUGUGGCUCUGGUGCCCAAACAGACCUCAUCCUACAACAUCCCCUCCUCAGCCAGCAUAUCCCGCUCCUCCAUCAGCAGAUACGACUCUUCGUUCCGCUACACGGGCAGUCCCGACAGCCUCCGUUCACGUGCUCCCAUGAUCACCCCUGACCUAGAAAGUGGUGUGAAGGUGUGGCACCUGGUGAAGAACCACGAACACGGAGACCAGAAGGAAGGAGACCGCGGUAGCAAGAUGGUCUCUGAGAUUUAUCUGACCAGGCUGCUAGCUACCAAGGGUACCCUACAAAAAUUUGUCGACGACCUAUUCGAGACGUUGUUCAGUACAGUUCACCGAGGGAGCACGCUUCCCCUCGCCAUCAAAUACAUGUUUGACUUCCUGGAUGAGCAGGCGGACAAACAUGACAUACAUGACACAGACGUGCGUCACACGUGGAAAAGCAACUGCCUUCCAUUGCGCUUCUGGGUGAACGUGAUCAAGAACCCCCAGUUCGUGUUUGACAUCCAUAAGAGCAGCAUCACGGAUGCCUGUCUGUCCGUGGUAGCUCAGACCUUUAUGGAUUCUUGCUCCACUUCAGAGCACCGUCUGGGCAAAGACUCCCCAUCCAAUAAGCUGCUCUACGCUAAAGAUAUCCCCAAUUACAAGAGCUGGGUAGAGAGGUACUACGCUGACAUCAACCGGCUGCCGGCCAUUAGUGACCAGGACAUGAAUGCCUAUUUGGCAGAACAGGCCCGACUCCACUCCACAGAGUUUAACAUGCUCAGCGCUCUCAAUGAGAUCUACUCAUACGUCAGCAAGUACAGUGAGGAGAUCACAGCCGCCCUGGAGCAGGAUGAACAGGCGAGGAAGCAGAGGUUGUCCUACAAGGUGGAGCAGCUGAUCUCGGCCAUGUCCCUGGAGAGCUGAGAGCGACCGGCGCUCGGAGAGAGAGACAAGGAGCACACGCCGCGCGGGGCCCUCGCAAAGAAGGUUCCGCAUUACUUACCUCUCAUCGUGGCAGCUUCCACCACGAAACCAGACCGGGGACCUCUCUGUAUUCACGGUCGGACAGACAUACAACAGCUUUAGUUUGUAAUUCUUUCCUUUCCUUCCAUGAUGGCACCAGCUGAGGGCCCACAGACUGAGAUAGAGGCCCUGCAGCUGGAGCCAAUAAUGGCUUAAGGAAGGACCAUAAGCAGAGAAGGAAUGACCAUGGCGCGUAUUUAUUCUUUUUUUUUUUUUUUUUUUUUUGCAAAGUAUAUUUCUCAGUUCGACAGGAAAUUGUGUGCGUGUGCGUGUGUGUGUGCGUGUGUGUGCGUAAGACUGCAAAACCGUGAGAGCAAACGGACGAACAGAUUUUACUCUGCACUCAGUCAGAAACUUACACCCAAGUGUAAAAUGGAGACAACAACAGAAAUAACCUACGAGAAGCAGAGGAGCAGAUCUCACAUCGGGCUGCUGAGUGUGCGUUCAGAUUUCCCAGAUUUUGUUAUUUUUUUACUUGUACAUUUGAAUAUUAUCAGUUGCAGUUGAAGACAUCCCCGCAAGUGUUGUGCAAAGACUUAACGAGCGGGCGGUGUUGUCGUGAAACAGGCCACGGUCCACGUCUUCUCUCACUCCUUUUCCCUCCUCGGACUGAUACUCUUCCUCCAAUCAGAAGUGUACAGGAAAACGUAAAAGACAAACAUGUGCUCCUCUUUAAGAGUCAAUGGAUGGUCACAGGUUCAGCCAGCAUGCUUGCACCUAACCUGAGGACGGCGGAGACGAAGUCUAUAGUGUAUUUAGGAGAUUACCAUAAAUCAGCAUCAAUCUGGUGUCCAAGGUUGUUGUUGUUGUUUUUUUCAGCAGUUAGGUCCUCUGUGUAUGUACUGGUUGAUUCUUGCCAAUGUGUUUAUGUGAAUGUACAAAUGUUUUUCAUUUGUUUGUCCGUUUUGUAUGUCUAUUUGAGUUUUACAAACAGAAAAGGGGCUCAGUUGAACUGAGCUCCGUGGGUAUUUGCAGUAGCCCGUCAAGUGAAUAACUCCUUUUGUCCGUCCUGGCCCAGCCACGUCCCAACAAUUAUUUACCCUAUACCCCUUUUUUUCUGCUAGAGCAGAGUGUGUAUCGUCUGCAGUUAGUAGAGACCAAACAAGAGCAAUCGGUCUCUAUAAGCUAAUAAUCACCACUAUAUAACCACAGUGUGAAUCUAUUUGGAAACUUGGUCCACUUUGAGUGUACUUUUUCAUGCAUGCUAUCACACGUCAGUGCUCCAAGGGUCCAUCUUUGAUUCUAUCAAGUGCCAAUGAGUCACUUUUAUUGACCAGCUGAUGGGAGAUCCCCCCCCACCCCCACCCCCACCCAGACAACAUAAAGCCUAGCUCCGUGUGCCAAAAGAUCGUGUUGUUUUUAAAUUGUCGCUAAUGUGUCAAUAAUCGGUUCAUGCUUUACAGAGGGCAGCGUAGCUCUCACACUGGAGAGUAGAGCCGGCUCAUGUUGAAGCUUAUCAAUUUUAACUGGAAUGGUUGAGUUUUGAAACUCGUGUUUAAAA
Molecule: messenger RNA, 8080 nt
Organism: Etheostoma cragini (Arkansas darter)
Lineage: Eukaryota; Metazoa; Chordata; Actinopteri; Perciformes; Percidae
Gene: plxna2
Product: plexin A2
Exons: 32
Coding region: 778-6480 (1900 amino acids)
Biological process (GO): regulation of cell migration; semaphorin-plexin signaling pathway involved in axon guidance; positive regulation of axonogenesis
Cellular component (GO): semaphorin receptor complex
Molecular function (GO): semaphorin receptor activity; protein binding
Source: RefSeq, a predicted model, not a curated record